CAACCCCAGACUUCGAUUUCGUUCCUUGCAACGUAAUAUCUACCCACUCUUUGCAGCGCACAUUUAUUUCCUUUGUUACAACUCGCGGACUAUCCGCGCAAUAGAGUUAUCGCACAAUGGCAUCCUCACCGAAUGAAGAUACGAAAAACAAGAAUUUAGCUCCCUCGGAAGCUUCAAAGAAAGAGCAAGACGCCGUUUCCGCAGACGUUACUGAGGAGGGAGAAUACACCGAGCCUUCUGAGGCUGCUGAUGCAUCUACAAAGGAAUCAGGGAAUGCAGAUAAGGCCACCGCCUCUACGGGUGAUGCAGAUACCACCAAGGAACAUAAUGGGGUGAGUGAGGCAUCGGGCGACGAUGGGGCACCGCCGCUCCCAGAAGAAUCGAUCCCGCCACUCCCUGAGGAGGCACCUCCAGCUGCGACCGAGGAAGAUGACGGCUGGGCGCCCAUCUGGGACCAAACGGCUCAAGCGUUCUAUUUCUACAAUCGCUUCACAGGGGCAACCCAAUGGAACAACCCUCGAGUACCCGAUGCCCCAAACCCUGGAGCUCCUGGUGUUGAAGCAUCCGCCUCUCAGACGGACGCGAUGCGGGUGGCAGGUGGCUACAAUCCUGCUAUUCAUGGCGACUACGACCCAACAGCAUGGUAUGCGCAACCUGCAGUACCGGAGGAGACAGCUGGGCCAUCUACAGAUCCUGCGGAGGCCUACGCAGCAACAGCAGCAUUCAAUCGCUUUACUGGCCGGUUUCAAAAUGCAGACCUCACACCUGAGAGAUUCAGCGACGAGAACAAGAGCAAGAGGCAAAUGAACGCGUUCUUUGACGUGGAUGCCGCGGCCAACAGCCACGACGGACGGAGUCUGAAGGAGGAACGGAGCGGCAAGAAGCUGACGAAAGCGGAGCUGAAGAGGCACAAGGAGAAGAGGAAAGCGAAGAAGGAAGAAAAGCGCAGGGCAUGGUUGCUGGAUUGAGCAAGGUAGUUGGAGAUGAUAGAUACCACGGGAUUAUGGCAUGGCCUGGCGUUAUAGGAAAUCUAGGGUACACGGCGUUGGUUAGUUGGAUGGCACAUCCGUGACAUGCUAGCAUAGGACGAUAAUCCAGCGGCAGAGGCUCUAGACAGAAGCUCUAUAUUACCUAUUGAUUGACAC
Messenger RNA from Amorphotheca resinae ATCC 22711, 1145 nucleotides. RefSeq lists its product as hypothetical. Lineage: Eukaryota; Fungi; Ascomycota; Leotiomycetes; Helotiales; Amorphothecaceae. The transcript has a single exon. Gene Ontology annotation, molecular function: protein binding. The record is from RefSeq and is a predicted model, not a curated record. Bases 117 to 968 code for a protein of 283 amino acids.